AUGGUACCGGCUCCAACAAGAGUAACAAGUUGGUUCCUGCCAUUUAAACCAUUUCAAACACUUCUUUGGUGUGGAAUUCUAGCUUGUUUAUUAAUAGAAACAAUUGGAUUACUAAUGACUUACCAUUUCGGGAAUUCUGUGGAGAAUACAAAGAAGUCAUGGACUAAAAGUUUUCAUUUUGGUUUAGUAACGACUCUGAAAUUAUUUGUGUCACAAAGUUCCGGUAAAACUCUAAGCGCUACAUCCGUGCGAGUAAUACUAUUUUCCUGUUAUGUGAUCGAUAUUAUUAUCACUAGCAUCUACGGUGGAGGUCUAGCGUCUAUCUUAACACUGCCAACACUUGGUGAAGCUGCUGAUUCUGUGAAACGUUUAUAUGAACACGGACUGGUAUGGAGCGGUACAUCUGAUGACUGGACUUUUCCUUUAAGAACAGUAACUGAUCCAAUUUCGCAAGGUCUCUUACAUAAAUAUAAGUCGUAUAGCUUUGAAGAAAUGAAAAUUAAAGCCAAAACAGAAAAUAUGGGUUUCAUCUUGGAACGCUUGGAAUUUGGUCACUUCGCUAAUGGAUACUACAUUACUAAAGAGGCCUUAGAUCGUCUAAAAAUUAUGCACGAUGAUAUUUACUAUGAAUACACAACUUUUAUAGUACGACGCUUGUGGCCUUUUUUGAGUAAGUUUAAUAAUCUUAUUUCUACCUGGCGUUCAGCUGGUUUUGCCAAGUUUUGGGAGUGGAAGGCCUCAGCAACUUAUCUUAAUGAAAACGAACAGGAACAAAUACAGUCAUCAAAGAAUCCAACCUUAAAGUUAGGUCCCACUAAACUCGAUAUGGCAAAUUUUGCUGGCAUUCUGCUAAUAUGGAUUGUGGGUAUAUCAAUUAGUAUUGUUGUGUUUGUUAUAGAAUACUUUUAUGCUAAAGUCUACUAUAUUUAA
This is a messenger RNA of Teleopsis dalmanni, 930 nucleotides long. RefSeq lists its product as uncharacterized. The transcript has 4 exons. Gene Ontology annotation, cellular component: membrane. Gene Ontology annotation, molecular function: ligand-gated monoatomic ion channel activity. Lineage: Eukaryota; Metazoa; Arthropoda; Insecta; Diptera; Diopsidae. Bases 1 to 930 code for a protein of 309 amino acids. The record is from RefSeq and is a predicted model, not a curated record.